GGACUUCGACGGUCUUGUGCGGAAGCAGGAGGUCGCUAGACUAGCCAAAAACAAAUACGCCUUGUAGAGCUAUCUCUUUUCCAGUUUUUGCGAUAGAAUUACCUAAUUUAUAGACACAGUCUACACGACACAACAUUUCUCUUGUAAAUUCGUGUGGAAAUAUCUCAGAAGAAGAUGGGUGCCUGUCUUACAGUCGGACCAAAUGAAGCUCUUGUUGUUUCUGGUGGAUGUUGUGGUUCAGAUAACAAAACCUACAUGGUAGGGGGCUGGGCCUGGGCAUGGUGCCUGGUCUCUAACACUCAAAGGAUAACUUUGGAGAUUAUGACUCUCCAACCAAAGUGUGAGGAUGUUGAAACUGCUGAGGGGGUUGCCAUCACAGUGACUGGAGUGGCACAGGUCAAAGUCAUGACUGACCAUGACUUGCUUGCAGUUGCCUGUGAGCAGUUUUUGGGUAAAUCCGUCUCAGAAAUCAAGGCAGUGGUUUUGCAAACAUUGGAGGGACAUUUGCGAUCAAUUCUUGGCACACUGACAGUGGAGCAGAUCUACCAGGACAGAGACCAGUUUGCCCAACUGGUACGGGAGGUGGCAGCGCCUGAUGUGGGCAGGAUGGGCAUAGAGAUCCUCAGCUUCACCAUCAAGGAUGUGUAUGAUAAACUGGACUACCUUAGCUCUCUGGGAAAGACACAGACUGCCUCUGUCCAAAGGGAUGCAGACAUCGGUGUGGCUGAGGCAGAAAGGGAUGCUGGGAUACGGGAAGCUGAGUGCAAGAAGGAAAUGAUGGAUAUCAAGUUCCAGGCAGACACUAAAAUGGCAGACUCAAAACGAGAACUGGAACUGCAAAAGGCUUCUUUCAAUCAAGAAGUCAACACUAAGAAAGCAGAGGCCCAGCUGGCCUACGAACUACAGGCAGCCAAGGAGCAGCAGAAGAUCCGUUUGGAAGAGAUUGAGAUCGAAGUGGUCCAGAGAAAGAAGCUGAUCGUCAUUGAAGAGAAGGAGAUCCAACGUACGGAGAAGGAGCUUAUCGCCAUGGUGAAGAGGCCCGCCGAGGCUGAAGCCUACAAGAUGCAGCAACUGGCCGAGGGACAGAAAGUAAAGAGGGUGCUGACAGCCCAAGCAGAGGCAGAGAAGAUCAGGAAGAUAGGUGAGGCUGAGGCUCUCUCCAUAGAGGCAGUGGGGAAGGCAGAGGCUGAGAAGAUGAGGCUGAAGGCUGAGGCCUACCUGCAGUACGGAGAAGCAGCCAAGAUUGCCCUGGUCCUGGAGGCCCUGCCCAAGAUUGCUGGCAAGGUGGCAGCCCCGUUGUCCAGGACUAAUGAAAUUGUCAUCCUGAGUGGGGAGGGAAACCGUGUGACUGGGGAAGUGAAUCGCCUCCUGGCUGAACUUCCUGUGUCUGUUAACGCCCUGACUGGAGUUGACCUAACAAAGAUUCCUUUACUGCAGAAGAUGACUGGUGCUCAAGCCUAAAAACAAUCCACCUUACUCAAAGAAGUUUUAUGCACUCUCAUUGACUGCCUUCAGUACACUUGAAAUUAUUUUUGUUCUUUUAUAUGUUCAUGAAGAAGUGGAUAUUUUGAAACCUCUGGUGCCUUAAUUUCUACAGGACCAGAAUAUCUGCAUGUAUUGCUGCUCCUUUAUAUAUAUAUAUAUAUAUAUAUAUAUAUAUCUUUGAGUUCAAUCAUUUUUUUGAUAAAACAUGGAAGCCACUAAAAAACAUGUAAUUACAUGGAUAUCUAUUUGUACCUCUUCAUAAGCAUGGUAAUAUUUUUUGUUUAUGUAUACCUCAUCUCCAGUUUCUAAUAUAGUUGCCAUCUUAGCCAUCUGUCUCAUUCUCAUGGCAUCUAUUUUGGGGUUUAUGGCAAUUCUCACUCACUGUACAUAUCUACAUUUACAUUUAGUCAUUUGGCAGACGCUCUUAUCCAGAGCGACUUACAGUAAGUACAGAGACAUUCCCCCAAGGCAAGUAGGGUGAAGUGCCUUGCCCACAACAUCAUGUGGCGCGGCGGGGAAUUGAUCCGGCAAAUUUCUGAUUACUAGCCCGACUCCCUCACCGCUCAGCCAUCUGACUCCCUGUUAAAUGUAAUUUGAUUACAUUUUUGUCUUAGGGUUAGAAUUAAUCAUUUUAAACAACAUUGUCGAACAUGACACACUUUUGGGAAAAGUUCACUUAUCUGUACUAGAGUGGAUAAUUUGUCUCCAUGUAAUUGAUUUCCAGACUUGAUUAUUAAUAUUACCAAUACUAUGAAUUUGAGUUACAAGAGCGAGUUAAUCUCAUUAUAUUUCUGCUUUCUGGAGUAGCAGUAUGUUGUUCUGGGGAGUUGUUGAAAGGCUUCGGUUCAGUUUAACUCAUGGCCAAGAUUCCCAGAAGAGUAAGGACAACAUUUUUGGGAGAUGAUGUUGGUCAAGAAUGGAUGACGUGCUCCAAAAGCAUCUUUCGAUGAGAAAUUCAUGAAUUGUCCAUCAAACUAUUGCCUAACAGUCCUCAAUUUUACUGUUAGGAAGUUGAGAUUGUUUUAGAAAAUGAUGAGCCUGGCAGAAAUCACUAUGUUGAUUCUGUCUUUGUAACAUUGUUUGGUUUGAUAUUAUGUGACACGGUUAUAAUAGUCUUUUAUUUUUUAUUUUUUUUACAAUUUAUAUAGUAAUAUUUUAAAAUCAUUUACGCCAUGUUUGACAUUCCUUUUAGGUCUGUCUGUAAAUUACUGUUUGUUUGUACUCUUUUCUAAAUAUACUUUUUACUCUCAUAUCUUACACUUGUAAGAUACUUCUGACAAGGCUGUGAGAGAUGUGGUUUAUGUUAUUUUAAAGGAAAUACCACAGUAAAAUAUGUAUGCUGUUACAUUAUUACCUGCAUUGAUUUAUUUUGAAUUCUUUUGAACAUACAGUUGUAUAUGGUUUUUGAAGGAUUAACCAGGGAGUAGUGUAUAAAAAGCCAAAAUCAGUAGCAGGUUUAUUAUGUUUUGUCUUUGUAUGCUGUCAUCACCAAUUUAACAUCUUAUUAAAAUGUUAAAUAAUAGAAAUUUGCUAAACUACAGAGAACUCUUGACAUCUGGAAUUUAUUUUAUGAAUGGAAAAUAUGUAAAAGACUGUUAAAUCAUGCAAUUGAAUUUAGCUACUACUAAACUGAUCAUUCAAUGUCUAAACAUGAUUUGUUGCCGCUACUUAAACCAAUACCGUGAUUUUUUCCCCCGUGUGCCUGGACUCUUUGAUUUAAAGUAAUAGCAUUUUUUGCAAUCAAGAACAAAUUAUUCGUUGUUUUUUAAAGGAUAGUAUCUGUUGAUACCCCUAAAAUGUUAGUGUGUGAAAAUGACCAUUUACCUGUUAAGUGUAAAAUAUUACAUAACUUACUUUAUUAUAGUCAUUUGGGUCAUUGUGAGCAUUCGAAGACUGAUCCUGCAUGUUUGUGCAUGUUAUUCAUGUGUACUUAAUUUCAUAUUACAUAUGACUAUAUAUAUCAGUCUUUUGUCUGUUAUUUUAAUAAAAUUGGAGCAAA
Messenger RNA from Hypomesus transpacificus, 3484 nucleotides. RefSeq names its product flotillin 2b (gene flot2b). The record is from RefSeq and is a predicted model, not a curated record. Lineage: Eukaryota; Metazoa; Chordata; Actinopteri; Osmeriformes; Osmeridae. Gene Ontology annotation, cellular component: plasma membrane. The coding region runs from base 175 to 1461 and encodes 428 amino acids. Gene Ontology annotation, biological process: regulation of myoblast differentiation; protein localization to plasma membrane. The transcript is spliced from 11 exons.